AGGCCGAUGACGACCUCAACCCGCCUGCCAACAACUACCUCCUCACUGCUGGCAUAGCCGCUGCAGUGGCCCUGCUGGUCGGUGCCGGUGUCUUUUACCACGAUGACAUCAAAUCCUUCCUGGACAUCUUUGUGGCGGAUGUUGAGUCCCUGGGGCCCCUGGGGUAUGUUGUGUACGCGGUGGUGUACACGGUGCUGGAGAUCCUGGCAGUGCCCGCGGCCCCGCUGACGCUGGCAGCAGGAUACCUGUUUGGCUCGGUGGCUGCCACGGCGGUGGUGUCCGUGUCUGCGACAGUCGCGGCAGUGUCAGCAUUCCUCAUCUCAAGGUACCUGCUGCGGGACAAGGUCUUGGAGUGGGCCAACGACAACAAGACGUUCGCUGCGGUGGAUAAGGCGUUGAAGAAAGAUGCAUUCAAGUGCGUCUUCCUACUGCGCCUCAGCCCCCUCAUGCCAUUUGCCGCCAGCAACUACCUCUACGGCCUUACAUCCAUCGACCUGGGGCCAUACACGCUGGGCAGCUGGCUAGGCAUGCUGCCAGGAACCUUUGCUUAUGUCAGCGCAGGCAGUGUGGGGCGGACGCUGACGGAGGGGGCCCCUGGGAGCGGCGGGGGAGCCUGGCAGCAACUGGCAGCGGGAGUGGUGCUAACUAUUGGCGCGAUCACGUUCAUUGGGAGGCUGGCGACCACAGCGCUUAAAGAGAUCGAAGAAGAGGAGGAAGCGGAGGCGGCGGCACGGGAGGCGGCGGAGGGCGGGGCGCAGUGA
Molecule: messenger RNA, 761 nt
Organism: Ostreobium quekettii
Lineage: Eukaryota; Viridiplantae; Chlorophyta; Ulvophyceae; Bryopsidales; Ostreobiaceae
Source: the annotation of a GenBank genome assembly